Molecule: messenger RNA, 1984 nt
Organism: Macadamia integrifolia
Lineage: Eukaryota; Viridiplantae; Streptophyta; Magnoliopsida; Proteales; Proteaceae
Product: protein JASON-like
Exons: 8
Coding region: 70-1596 (508 amino acids)
Biological process (GO): male meiosis II
Source: RefSeq, a predicted model, not a curated record
UUUGAAAGACUCAGAGUUAUAAGCAAACGAACAAAUUUACAAACUCAGACACUUGCGUUUCGAUACACAAUGGAAGAAAGAGAAGACUCCGUUCAGACUCGCACCGUUUGGCUCUCUUCGCCUCGUUCUCCAUGGUGUGAUUUUGGGUUCUUCCUAGGAUUACUGAGGAGGAUGGGGUGUUUCUUCGGAUGCUUUGGUGUUGAAGACGAUGAGCGACCUCAUAUUCAUCUCAAAUCUGACCCAGUUUCGUCGAAGAAAAGAGAUCCUUUACUACCAAGAAAUAAACUAGGAUCUUUACUUCUAUCUGAAGAGAAAGAAUCUUCCCCUUGCAAGGAUGCGGGUUGUCAUACAUUGGAAUCAGCACUGCUUAUUGGAGAUGGUGAAGUGAGGGAGCUCAGGGACGAGGUGACUCCUGAAAUUUGGAAAGCAUCUGAGAAAGCGAAAGAUUCACCACCCUGUGAUGGAGAGGCAGAACCUUCCAGGUUCUACUCAUGGCUUCCCAGUUCCCCUGUCGAGAAAUUCCAAUUGGAGGAGCAACCUGAUCAGGACUCUAUUUCCCCUGUUAAACUUUGUGAAGGUCUGGGAGAGGAACUGGGUUCUCCUGGACACAAACCUAGCAGCAGUACGUCCAAAGGAGAGCUGGAAGAGAAGAAUUGUACAAAUGAAGGUAGCGAGUUUGAGAGUCCCGACUCAGAAACUAGAAAUCAUGUUCCUGCAACUGGCAAUAAAAAACUCUGUUCAGUGAUUCCUGAGGCUCUGGCAGUAGAUAUCCAAUCGAAGAAGAAGAGUGUGCGCUUUGAAUUUGAGUCAGAAGUGGAAUCACUUCCCUCAAAUGGUGAGAUGUUAAAGCAAUCCGAUGUCACAGGUAGUCACAAUGGAUCCAACCGCUCUCCUUAUCCAACACCAUUAAGAAUAACUGAUGAGAUGCAAACUCCUGGAACCAUUUAUCUUGCAAAUGUGAAGAAUGCUAGGAUCAGGUCUCAGUAUGUCUAUCCAGUUUUGAAUCCUGUUGAGGACUUCUCUCAGUGGAAGGAACUGAAGAAAGAAGAUGGUAAUGCUUACCUAGAAUUUGGUCAACAAGGAGAAUCUUUUGACAAGUGUGGACCUGCAACUCCUCAGUGUACGUCUAUGUUUUUCUCCAAUAAGUCAGAAAUGCUCAAUGAAGGAGCAGCUAUUGUUAGCAAAGAAGACUUGAAGCUGGAUGCAAGCUUGGUUCACUGGUUGAAGCCAUCAUCAUCCCCAGAAAAGGACAGUAAUCAAAGCCGCGGUGCUUGGUCUAUACCUAGUGGAAAAUCUCCCAAAAUGUCAAAUGACCGGCCUAUUCUUGGGAUGGUUGCUGCACACUGGAAUGAUGAUGGGUUAUCUCAUGACUCACCUAAGUGGCAGGAUGGUAACGGAAUCCCAAAUUCAACUAGAAAAUACAAGGAGGAUCAAAGAGUCAAAUGGCAUGCAACCCCGUUUGAGGAAAGGUUACAGAGAGCAUUGUCAGAAGAGAGUAAUGUCGUCCAAAGGAAGCUUAUCAGUGAGAAUCCUAUCAUUUUUGAAGAGAAUGAAGAGACUGACACUGCUGGAUCUGGAUUGCACACUUCCACCUGACCUGAAUCAGUGGUUUCAUUCUGAUUAUAUUGCAACAUUGUUGCUGUCAAUAGAACCAGCUGUUGCUUUAUCUUGAAUUUUAUGUGAUGUCAAGGCAGCCCCAGGGAUCUAUCUCAUCAUCUUACAUUUGAUCUUUAGGUUGUUACCUUGUUGGAUUGGAAUUUUAUCCAGUGGACUGUUCCAAUUGAUGUACAAGGUUGACAUUGAAUUUUCACCCUCUGAAGGAACAAUUUGGGUUCUUUGGUGUAAACCUACUUGGUUGACUGCUGCAUGACAGCUGAUAGCAAUGUACAUAAGAGGGGGGUGGGGGUGUAUGGAUUUGAUCUUGAAGAGUACUCUUGAGCUCAUAUGUUACAUCCUUUCAAAAUAAAUUGGAUGUUUGUUUGAA